GCAUCAUAUCAGAUUUAAUUCUUUGAACUAUCAGUAUCAAAAAAUGUGUGAAUUAAGACAAUAGUAUUAUUAUUUACAAAAAAAAGGGAAUGAAAACAUAAUUAAUUUAAUCAUUCUUUCUUUGCCAGCUUUAUCAUGUCCUCUGAAAGCCCACAAAAAUACACGAGUAAGGAUGUCUCAGCCAAAGAAAACUUAACCGAGCGCAGCAAUACAUGCACAAGUACAUCAAACUAUGACAGCCAGUAUAGUGAGAAACAACGCAAGCAGAGAAAACUGGCCAAUAGAAGCCCUGCCUCAAGAGGAUAUCCUAAAGAAUGUGUAGAAUUUGAUGAAUUUUCAACUCAAGGAGAUAAUCAAGCUGUAAGGUAUAGAACUGCACAUCGGCAGUGGUUAUUGGACAAUGGUGUAUUCUCACUGAAUGGCAUGAAUGAGUGGCAGCCAGAUUUGCGCCGUUGGACACCCAGCAGCAGUGCAAGAUAUCCACUGAGGAUGAAGACAUCUAAGCCACCCAUUGAUCCAGAAAUAUUACCAGAGGAUUCUCAAGUUCACAUAUACCACAGUAAAAAGGACAGACUGUGGGUAAAAAGAUGGAUAAUUGGAAUGAUGGAGGCAAACAGAUAUAACAUCACUACAAACAGGCAGAUGUCAAGAAAAACUUCUCGCAUGAUAGUUGUUUUCACACCAGAGCUUUUUCAAGAGCCGUUCUGUCAAGAAAUCUUGGAUGCUAUCGAGGGAAAGAUGGUGCUUGGUAUUAAACUCAAAGACUGUGAUAUUCCAGAAGGGAUUGCAAAUGAAUGCACAAGUUAUAUUGACCUAACAGCCACAGAUCUUAGUGACCUGACUUUUCAUAUCUCAUUUAUGUUCAGGAUGAAGAAAGCUCUCAAGUUACCUGUAUCCAUAUGUUCAGCAUAAUUUUUUCUGUCAAUCAAGACACCAAAUUACUAUUUACUUUUCA
Messenger RNA from Pocillopora damicornis (cauliflower coral), 955 nucleotides. RefSeq lists its product as uncharacterized. The record is from RefSeq and is a predicted model, not a curated record. NCBI's taxonomy places the organism in Eukaryota, Metazoa, Cnidaria, Anthozoa, Scleractinia, Pocilloporidae.